Ogataea haglerorum is the source of this 771-nucleotide messenger RNA. RefSeq lists its product as uncharacterized. Gene Ontology annotation, molecular function: L-ornithine transmembrane transporter activity. Gene Ontology annotation, biological process: mitochondrial L-ornithine transmembrane transport. NCBI's taxonomy places the organism in Eukaryota, Fungi, Ascomycota, Pichiomycetes, Pichiales, Pichiaceae. The record is from RefSeq and is a predicted model, not a curated record. Bases 1 to 771 code for a protein of 256 amino acids. The transcript has 2 exons.
AUGAGCGACGAGUACCGAGCGUUAAAGGACGUUUUUGCCGGCACGAUGGGCGGCAUCGCGCAGGUCCUGGUUGGCCAGCCUUUUGACACCACCAAGGUGCGUAUCCAGUCAGCUGAGGGCCACGUUUCGCCCAUCUACGUGUUCGGUGUCAACGAGUUCAUGAAACGCACGUUUUCGAGUCUGAACGGCCCCGGAAAUCCGAUCACCAUGCCUCAGUUUUAUGCGUGCGGAGCAGCAGCAGGAUUUGCAAACGGUUUUAUAGCCGCACCAAUUGAGCACAUCAGAAUUCGACUGCAAACGCAGACCACCGGUGCCAGGGCGUUCAACGGGCCUUUGGACGUGGUCAGGAAGCUGUACCACGCCGGCGGCAUCAAGCUAAUCUACAGGGGUCUGGGGCCCACGCUCGCGAGAGAAAGUCUGGGUAGCGGAGCAUAUUUUUUGACUUUCGAAGCUCUUGUGAAAAACGAGACCGAGUCGCGGAAUAUCGCCAGAAAGGACAUCGAAAACUGGAAGCUCUGUGUGUUUGGAGCGCUGGCGGGCUACGGCAUGUGGCUCAGUAUCUAUCCGAUCGAUGUGGUCAAGUCCAACAUGCAGACGGACAACUACAAGAAGCCGGUUUAUAGAAAUGCUGUGGACGCAUUUAGGGGUAUCUGGAGACAGAGCGGUGCGUGGGGGCUCGUCAAAGGGUUCUCGCCGACGAUUCUGAGAGCUGCGCCGGCCAACGCGGCGACUUUCCUGGCCUUCGAAAUUACCAUGCGGUACCUGAAUUAA